GCUACUGGUGCCCUAGAUUGUUAGCGAGAGGAGAUUCAUGGGAAUUUUUGGGCGCGCCUUCCAGUACGUCUUGAAUGAGCUCCUGGUAGAGCGGCUGUCCAAUAGCGUCGCGUUCCAGAGAUUUGCCGUGCGAUCGUCCAAAGCCAUGGAAGAAUUGGCACAGAAAGGCGCCCAAGGCAAAGACGCCAUAGCUGAGAACUUGCGGAGCAUAAAAAACGAGGUGGAGAGAAGCCUCAAAGACAACGCAAGAUAAGCUCUUGUUCUUCCAGGUGGAGAGAUAAGCUAGGAGAGGAGAGUGUAAAAACCCUUCCACAUCGAAUAGAAAGAACGCUCUUUCAUGGCCACCGUGCUGGUGGAUGCUCUCAAGAAGUGUGCCGAUGUGGGCGAGUGCCGGAGAAUCCACGCCUUGGCGGUGGAAUCAGGGCAGGAAUCCAAUACGUUCGUGGCGAGCACGCUAGCGGUGGCGUAUGCGCGGUGCGCGAGGAUGGACAAUGCGCGCAGGGUGUUUGAGGGAAUGCCGCCCUCUCGGUCUAAUCUGGUGCCUUGGACGGCGCUGGUACUGGGCCACGCGCAGGCGGGCGAGGGCGAUUUGGCGCUGGAGCUCUUCCAGGCCAUGCUCGCCGAGGGCUGCCGCCCGGAUUCGCGAGCGAUGGUGGCGGCGCUCAAGGCUUGCGCGAGCUGCGCGAGUAGAGAGCGCGGUAUCAAGACGAAGCUGGAGGUGCUGGAGAAGGGCAUGGCGAUCCACGCGCACUGGGAGGAGUUCCAUCCCUGGAAUGUGUUCGUGGCGACGUGCUUGGUGGAUUUGUAUGCCAAGUGUGGGAGCACGGCCGAUGCGACCAGAGUUUUCGAGGUGAUGCCAUCGCCCUCGCGCACGGUCGUGUCGUGGACGGCAUUGAUCACGGGCUACGCGGACAAUGGCCAGCCUAUGGCAGCGCUGGAGCUCUUCCAGCGGAUGCUACACUCCAGUUGCGCUCCAAACGAGCUCACAUUCGCGGCCGCGCUCAAGGCUUGCUCGUGUUGGCAUGGCGAUUGGAAUUGGAAGUUGGAAACCGGCAUGGCGAUCCACAGCCUCGCUCGAGCUCGCGGCUGCGACACUCACGCCGGCGUCGCCGCCACCCUUGUCAAGCUCUACGCGACGUGUGGUAGAGUCUGUGAAGCCUACCACGCGCACAGCCAUGGCGGCGCCGCCACCCCCGCAUCGUGGACUGCGCUGGUGCGUGGUUGCGUGGACAGCGGCCACUGGGAACUUGCUCUAGACUUCUUCGUUGAUUCGAUGCAUCGUGCUCAAACACUCACUGGGGCGAUCGUCGUCGCGGCGUUGCUAGCAUGCUCGGCCAUCGCGGCCCAAGAACAAGGCGUCGCCACCAUUGGAGAUGGAAGUAGCGUGAAAAUGGUGUCGCUGGAGAGAGGAAUGGCGAUCCAUGCUGCUGCUGCCGCGGCUCCUAGAUUCGAGCGGGACAUAUACGUGGACAACAGCUUGAUCGAGAUGUAUGUCAAAUGCGGGAGCUUGGCCGACGCUCUUGCGGUCUAUACCCGGAUGAAAGCUCGCGACUCCGUGACGCUCACUUGCCUUGUUCUUGGCUGUGUGGAGAAUGCCCAAGGAGAGCUCGCCAUGGAGGUCUUGAGGAGCCAACUUCGGGAUCUAGGAAGGCCAGACGCCCAAACUUUGGUGGCGGUACUCAAGGCUUGCGGGAGUGUGGGAGCUUUGAAAGACGGAAAGGCCAUCCACGGCGAGCUGUGCCGGUCUGGAUGGGAGGCGAGCACGCCGGCGCUGGUGACUUGCUUGGUGAGUUUCUACGCGGGGUGUGGAGGAUCCGGCAUGGCCGACGCACAGCUCGUGUUUGAUUCCGGAACUCGGCCGGGGCUCAUCACUUGGAACGCUCUCAUCGCCGGCUAUGGCUGCCAAGGCGAGGCGGUGCGAGGCUUGGAAAUGUUUUGGUUGAUGGUGGAGCAAGGAGUUGUGCCGGAUGGUGCCACCUUCGUUUCACUGCUGGCAGCGUGUAACCAUGCCGGCCUUGUGGACGAGUGUGAUCGGCUAUGGAGUGUGAUGGUAUUCCGGUUUGGAAUCCGGCCAAGCAUGAACCACUACCAGUGCGUGACAAACGCUCUCAAUCGGGCAAGCAAAGCCACGUAG
This is a messenger RNA of Selaginella moellendorffii, 2134 nucleotides long. Its product is annotated as pentatricopeptide repeat-containing protein At4g39530. Gene Ontology annotation, molecular function: protein binding; RNA binding. Gene Ontology annotation, biological process: RNA modification. The coding region runs from base 338 to 2134 and encodes 598 amino acids. NCBI's taxonomy places the organism in Eukaryota, Viridiplantae, Streptophyta, Lycopodiopsida, Selaginellales, Selaginellaceae. The transcript is spliced from 4 exons. The record is from RefSeq and is a predicted model, not a curated record.